Lachnellula hyalina is the source of this 2175-nucleotide messenger RNA. RefSeq lists its product as uncharacterized. NCBI's taxonomy places the organism in Eukaryota, Fungi, Ascomycota, Leotiomycetes, Helotiales, Lachnaceae. The transcript has 2 exons. Bases 1 to 2175 code for a protein of 724 amino acids. The record is from RefSeq and is a predicted model, not a curated record.
AUGGAAUCCGUAUUCGUGUGCCCGGUGUGUUUCAAUCUCGAUCCCGAUCGGUGCCCAGAAAAAUCACCUCCUAGCCUUCUUGACGAGCAUCGACUCAAUGUGCCAUUCUCAGAACUGAAGCGCUCCGCAGAGACAGGCGAUUGCCUAGCAUGUAAAAUCCUAUGCGUAGGGUUGGAAAAUAUGCAAGAACUAUGGGACGAGGGUGCAGAAUCCGAGAAUGGGGACCAAAUCUUGCUUGACGAGACGCUUCUUCACAUUGACCUUCGAAGGGACCAUAGUCUCCGGGUUAUUCUGGCCAACGUCGGUUAUGAAACAACUAUAGAAUUCUAUACAGUAUCCAUAGAUGAUUGCGGGUUGAUUCCUGCGUUUGGUAUUGCUCGACCAGUCUCCAGCGAACUAGAAAUAAGUGAGUGUCUAGCUCUUGCAACUGAAUGGUUGAAAGAAUGCAGUGAAAAGCACCAUUCGUGUGGUCAGCCUACUGAGUCAAAACUUCCAACUCGUGUUUUGGAUGUUGGCCAGAUUGAUACGGAUAUUGUCUAUCUGCACGAGACAAAAGAUUCCGACAGAGGUUGCUAUAUGACAUUGAGUCAUUGCUGGGGGAAGGAACAGAUUAUUACUACGACUACCGGUACACUUCAAGACAGAAAAGCUGGAGUAAAAUUGUCUCAGCUUUCAAAGACAUUUCGUCACGCUGUACAAAUAACUCGAGGCUUAGGUAUUCGUUACUUAUGGAUCGAUUCUCUCUGCAUCAUUCAAGACGAUAAAUUGGAUUGGGAAGUUGAGUCGGCAAAGAUGGCGCAAGUUUAUAUGUCGUCUCAGCUCAAUCUUGCUGCUACACAUUCAAGCAGUGGUAAAGAAGGAUGCUUUGGGGAGAGAUGGUCGCUAGAUACUCUCAACCAAACCGAACUUAAUGUGGGCGAAGACGUGGCGAUUGAACCUAGUGACGAAACCGAAGGCAACUACAAGAUUUUCUAUCGGCAUGCUUUACAUGUUGCACAUGAUCACUUCACGCGGACAAUGGACUAUGCAAACACUAUGGAAGAUCUUUCCCCUCUCUUAAGCCGAGCAUGGGUUUUUCAAGAGCGACUACUCUCCCCAAGAACCCUACAUUUUCAUGCCGAAGAGCUCAUCUGGGAAUGCGCCUCCGGAAUAUCUUGUGAAUGCUCAAGAUUACAGAACCAUAAAUGGGGCGACCCUGAUGGCCUGCUAGAACAACGUAAAGUCGACCAGCUGAAGAUGAUGUAUUCUUCAAUAACUUCACCUGAGAUGACUGACCCACAAGUCUUGGAGACCUGGCUGGAAUUCGUUACUGAGUACUGCACGUUAAAGCUUACAAAGCAAAUGGAUCGUCUUCCUGCAUUGUCUGGUCUUGCCUCUCGAGUUGCUCAACGCUUGCAAUCUUCUGAGUAUCUAGCAGGCUUAUGGUCUCAAGAUCUUCCCAGGGCGCUUUGCUGGCAAAUCGAUGGACCAUAUUAUGGAAAUCGACAUCCUACUUUCCGAGAUGCUCAUCCCAGUGCGCCAUCAUGGUCUUGGGCUUCUAUAUGGAAUAAUAGUCAAGACGCUCCUUAUGUUACAUACGGUCUUGUCCAGACACGUGGCUUCGUGCCAGAUUUGAGAUGCCGGAUCCAAAGCUUCCAUAAAUCGCAGAGUACAAUCAGCCCUUUCGGAAUCUGUGGAGUGGUACAACUGAGCAUUCAGGCACCGCUUAUCGAAGCCACUUUACUUGUGACUGAACAAGAUGAUUCUUCCAUAAUAGAUCAGAUGCGAAAGGGUAGCGCCCAUGAGCAGAGUCUGAUAAAAAUCAAAGAGAAGAUGAGCGAAACGUAUGAAACAUGGGUAAGGUUUGAAGGAGAGUCUGUCCGGAUUUCUCCCGAUUGUUUUGAUAUCAAACAGCGCAUUACAGAUAUAAGCCAUGGUGAUGCCGUAUUUUGUCUACUGCUUGGCCAUUUCACGCUCUCAGAUAGAGACUGGAUGGGCCAACAUCCCUCUCAGCAUCUUACUCGGAAAGAGAAGCUUGAGUCUGAAGAAUCAUCAAGCCAGCUAUUGGGAGCAUAUGCACUUGUGCUUCGGAAAGUUGACGAUGGACCAACAUAUAGAAGACUUGGGUUGUUGGUUCACAGAAGAGGCGCAGGAUGGUGGGAAGAUGCACCAAUUGCUCUUGUCACACUAAUAUGA